AUGGCUGCUGUUCUGAUUCCCAGUUUCAUCCUCCUCAUGUGUUUCUUGAUCUCCCCUUCUUUGCAGCACGUAAGCGAGUCAGAACCCCUUGUGAAGUUCAAAGACUCCGUGAAGAUAACCAAAGGAGACCUAAACUCCUGGAAAAUAGGAACAGAUCCUUGCGGUGGAAAAUGGUUUGGUAUCUAUUGCCACAAGGGUCAAACAGUCACAGGGAUUCACAUCACACAGCUAGGUCUCACAGGAACAAUCCAAGUCGAUGAUUUAAAGUCUCUCCCGAAUCUAAAAACCGUUAGGCUUGACAACAACUACCUCUCAGGUCCUCUCCCACAUUUCUUCAAACUCCGCGGCCUAAAAUCUCUCAUGCUCUCUAACAACAGCUUCUCCGGAGAGAUCCCUCAAGAUUUCUUCAAGGACUUGACAAAGCUCAAGAGACUGUUUCUUGAUCACAACCAGUUCGUUGGAAAGAUCCCUUCCUCCUUGAUGCAGCUCCCUAACCUCGAGGAGAUUCAUCUUCAGUUUAACAAAUUCUCUGGAGAGAUACUUCCUAUGACUGACAUCAACAAGAGCCUGAAGAUCGUCGACUUCUCGAACAACGAACUCGAAGGAGAGGUCCCUGUGAGCCUCUCAGAUAGGAAAAACCUCACCUUAUUACUUGAAGAGAACGGUAACUUGUGCGGGAAGGCAGUGCACACUGAUUGUGAGAAUGUAGUCGUAACGCCAUCCGGCGAAACGGGUCCCUUACCACCUAUGUCUCGACCAGGAGCAAACCACUCGAACAGUACAACUGUGUACGCGAUCUUUUUCUCCAUAACGUUUCUCAGCACGUUCUUGAUCGUUGUGAGCGCUAUCAAGAAGCGGAACGAGAAGAAACACGCUCAGUUUCGUAUGCUAGUCGACAAAGAACGUCUAAGCGACCUAGAUGCCGUGCAAGUCAAGGUACACCAAUCCCCAGCCGCGAAUAGGUACACAGAACCAAUCAAUAAGCGUGGUGGACACGUGGAAGUCGGUGGAGGAGGAGGAGGAGAAGUAGGUGGAGGGAUGAGUGAGAUUGUGAUGGUGAAUAGCGACAAGGGCUCGUUUGGUUUACAUCAUCUGAUGAAGGCUGCAGCCGAGGUGCUAGGAAACGGUAGCCUUGGAUCAGCUUACGUGGCGGUGAUGGCUAAUGGAUUGUCUGUUGUGGUGAAGAGGAUUAAGGAUAUGAAUAAAUUGGCACCUGAACCUUUUGAUGUUGGGAUGAGACGGCUGGGGAAACUCCGACACCCUAAUGUUCUUACACCUCUGGCGUAUCAUUACCGUCGCGAAGAGAAGCUUGUCGUGUCUGAAUACAUGACUAAUAGCAGCUUGCGUUACAUUUUACACGGUGAUCGUGGGGAAUAUCAUACAGACCUAACUUGGCCAACAAGAUUGAACAUCAUCAAAGGAGUAGCGAAUGGGAUGCAAUACUUGCACGAGGAGUUUGCGUCCUACGACCUCCCACACGGCAACCUCAAAUCCAGCAACGUUCUGCUCAACGAAAACUACGAAGCAGUGAUCAGUGACUACGCAUUCUCACCGUUUCUCGAGCCAAACAACGCAUAUGAGACAUUGUUCGCUUACAAGACACCAGAGUUUGCGCUGAACCAACAAGUUUCGCAGAAAUCAGACGUAUACUGCCUCGGGAUUAUAAUUCUUGAGAUCUUGACAGGGAAGUUCCCUUCUCAAUACGGUAAAGGCGGGACAGAUAUAGUUCAAUUGGUACUAUCAUCGAUGGCAGAGAAAAAAGAGAAAGAGAUUAUCGAUUCGGAGAUAGUAAAUAGUACUACUGAUUCGAUGCAACAGAUGCUGGAAUUGUUGCGGGUUGGAGCUGCUUGUAUUGCAAGUAAUCCAGAUGAGAGAUUAGACAUGAGGGAAACUGUUAGAAGAAUACAUCAAGUUAAAACAUAA
Messenger RNA from Eruca vesicaria subsp. sativa (arugula), 1923 nucleotides. NCBI's taxonomy places the organism in Eukaryota, Viridiplantae, Streptophyta, Magnoliopsida, Brassicales, Brassicaceae. The record is from the annotation of a GenBank genome assembly.